AUGGCACAGCAAAAUAAUACGUGCUUCGGCGUUCUGGAACCUUUCGAUGGCGGGGAUUUUAUAGAUUACAGUGAGAGACUGAAUGCAUAUUUUAUUGCAAAUAACAUUGGCCAAGUCGCAGCAGAUGCAAAUGAAGCUGCAAAACAAGCUGCAGACAAAAGGAAAGUCGCCGUAACUAUUUCGGUGAUGGGGAAAAGCACAUACAGUACAUUGAAAGAUCUCUGCCUCCCUGAUUUACCAGCUGAAAAGUCGUACGAAGAAAUUAUUACAAUACUCAAAGGAUUUUACAAACCGAAAGUACUCGAAGUCGCAGAGACAUACCGAUUUCAUCAAGCAGUUCAAACGGAAAGCGAAAGUGUAGCUCAAUAUGCAAACAAAUUGAAGCGUUUAGCUGUUCAUUGUAAUUUUGGCACCUAUCUUACAAGGGCAUUACGAGAUCAAUUUGUUGGGGGCGUUCGAAGUAGAAGUACUAGAAAGAAACUUCUUUCUGAAGACAGGACAUUUGAUCAGGCAGUAAAGGUUGCCCAAGCAGAUGAACUAGCAGAGAAAGAAUCGAAAGAAUUGCUUCUCAGUGCGGAAAGAACGGAAACCACACAAGCCCACAGUAUAUCAAACAAGAAGAAAUAUCAUUUCAAAGGCGGGGAUGCAAACAAGGCAAAACCUUUUGAGCAAGGGAAAACUUGUUUCAGAUGUGGAUCUACACAACAUUUGGCAGACAAGUGCAGCCAUACCUAUACAACAUGUAACUAUUGUAAAAAGGCGGGACACUUGGCAAAAGUAUGUUUCAAGAAAAAGAAGGCAGAUAGCAAUGCCAAGGCACAUAACAUUGUAGCAACACAUACUGAUGAAUCUAGUGACAGUGACAGUGAUAUGAAUUCUGUCAACGGUACACCAGUAACUAUUUUUAUGCAGAAUAUAAAUUCUGUGGGACAGAAAUCAGAAAUAUCGCCACAAUACAAAUUGGGAGUGAAUAUUAAUGGUCAAGAAGUCUCCAUGGAAAUUGACACUGGAAGUUCAGUAACAUUAUUAAAUUCUGGUGAUUUUGAAAGAAUGGGUGGUGACACAAAUGUUUUGAAACCUUCUACAGUGGUACUUAAAAGUUAUACGGGAAAUGAAAUCAAGUGCCAUGGAGAAGACAACAUGAAAGUCAAAGUGGGAGAACAAGUAAGUGACAUAAAUAUUCGAGUGGUUGAAGGACCAUCACUACUAGGACGUGAUAUUAUGACUAAAUUUAGACUGGCACAACAUUUUCAGUAUUUUUCCUACCACUGCAGAGGAUAUUAUACAACAAUAUCCUAAACUGUUCGAUGAAAGAGGAGUAGGAAAACUGAAGGGGGCACAAGUGUCAUUAAGAGUAAAUGAUGAUAACCCAGUGUUUAUGAAACCCAGAGUGGUACCUUUUGCAAUUCGGAAAAAAUACGAAGAAGCAUUAGAGAAACUAGUCCAGGGUGAUAUUAUUGAAAAAGUAAAGCACUCGGAGUGGACUUCACCGACGGUUCCUGUGAUUAAGCCUGAUGGCAAUGUAAGGAUCUGUGGAGAUUAUUCUGGUACAAUUAACCAGGCAGCUACAUUAGAACAAUAUCCAGUACCUACAUUUGAAGAGUUACUAAGCAACCUUUCAGGGGGAACGAAAUUUACGAAACUUGAUCUUUCACAGGCAUACCAUCAAUUAGAACUCACCCCUGAAAGUAGGAAGUACACAACAAUAAAUACCCAUCAUGGUUUAUGCCAGUACAAACGAUUAGUUUUUGGGGUAAACAGUGCGGUGUCCAUCUUCCAACGUACUAUAGAAAAUGUACUCAAAGGUCUUCCAGGAUGCUGCGUUCGGAUUGAUGAUAUCUUAGUAACAGGGAAAACUGAUGAGAUUCAUAUGGGGAAUUUGCAUCGUGUUUUGCAAAGAUUACUAGAGAGCGGGCUUAAACUGAAGCGUGAGAAAUUCCAUUUCAUGCUCGGGGAAGUUAUUUAUUUGGGAAUGUCAACCUCGGAAGCCGGCAUUUCACCAACAGAGGAGAAAGUGCAAGCCAUCAAAGAUGCCGCCCCACCGGCAAAUGUUUCUGAGUUGCAAUCUUUUAUUGGUACAGCAAAUUUCCUGCGUAAGUUUGUGCGAGGGUUCGCAGAAAUUAUGACACCUUUGUACAAAUUACUUCGGAAAGGAACUCCAUGGAAAUGGAGUAAAACUGAACAGGAAGCAUUUACCACUAUCAAGUCGGCAUUGUGUUCGGAUUCUAUAUUAAGACAUUACGACCCAGCUGCUGAGCUAGUACUCCAGUGUGAUGCAUCUUCUAUAGGAGUUGGAGCUGUACUGCUCCAGCCUGUUCAUGAUGGCACAUUACAACCAGUAGCAUACGCUUCUAGAACUCUUAAUGCAGCUGAGAAAAAUUACGCUCAAACUGAACGUGAAUCGUUAGCAAUUGUAUUUGGAGUUACAAAAUUCCGCCCGUAUUUACUUGGCAGACAUUUUAAACUCCUAACAGACAAUAAACCGUUGAUCACUUUAAUGGGGAACAUAAGUCAGUUCCACAGUUAG
This is a messenger RNA of Paramuricea clavata, 2527 nucleotides long. NCBI's taxonomy places the organism in Eukaryota, Metazoa, Cnidaria, Anthozoa, Malacalcyonacea, Plexauridae. The record is from the annotation of a GenBank genome assembly.